CCCUGGUUCACGGACAUCAAAAUCACGUGAUCAUUUCCGGAUGCAGCGACAAGCGCCGUUCCGACUCGGCGACUCACUUAAAUUCCAUGUCAAUCACCGUCUCAUUGUACAACUUGGGUCUUGUACAGGCCAAGCAUAGCGAUGCCCAGGCUUCACGUGGGCCUUAUAUCGUCUCCAUGUCUGGCGGGACCAUCCAGGCUGUCGAGAGCGUCCAGCAAGAGUGCAUUGAACCGCGAAGCACCAAAUCGAGAUCCCAGGCGGAAUGCUUCAACCUCUAGCACUUCGACGACCCAAGAUGCUGAUUGGCGAUCAUGGCUGAAGCGUGCAUCUUCAUUUAACAUGAUACAAGACGGCUCAGGCAAGGGUAAAGCAUUGCUUUUUGCUGGUCUGGGCUCAUAUCCUCACACCCCUUAUUCGCCCACCCAAAGCUCCCUACAGAUCUGGGAGUCGGCUUCCGAAGCACUUCUCAAUCCCGAUGCGACCAUAGGGUAUUGGCCGAAAGGCAUGGAAGAGUUUGCGGAUGCUCUUAGGGGCGGUAUCGGCAUCAGGGGUUGGUUGCGAGGUUGGGUUGAAGGGAGAAGCUUGGAUGAGUUGAUGCGGCGGGCGGAUGUCACUGCCGCUUUCAUCUUGACAUCGUCUAUUGCCAUUCUCGCAAGUGCUCAGGAGACUGCAGGGUCAAGCUCUCUCUUACCCCGCGGAACUAUGUAUCUCGCUGGUCACGGAUUUAUCGGCACACUCACUGCUCUCGUUGCAGCGGACAGAUUGGACUUGCCUACCGGCGUACGCCUAGCGAUGAUGUACGCGUCCUUAUCACCCUCACCUUCGUCGUUACCCCACCUCAAGCCCAAAUUUCUCAGCACCGUCAUGUCCGCCAGGCAAUUUCAUUCUCUCUCGGGACCCUCGUACACUGUGCCACACGUCAAUUCGGACGAGGAUGCUGAAUCUCCCGACUCAUCUGCAGAGCGAAAGAGGGCGAUGCAGUUAAUAUUAGAUGAGGUCCACGGAAUGCAGAAAGGGUGGUGGGACAAGGGAGGGGAAGAAUGGGCAGCGCCUGCGAUCAUCAACUCCAGCAAAAUCCUGGUCCUAUCGGGCACGCAGAUGGCGGUGCUGGACGCUAUAGAGCGGCUCGAGGUCAUGGGAUUGGCAAAUCCAGUCAUUGACAUCCCUCAACCCUGCCCUUACCACACUCGUCUGAUGGAGCAUGCGAUCCCCAAGUUCAGAGAAACGUUGUCGCUGUGCCACUUUCGUGACCCUGAUCCUCAUGACGCGCAGAUGCAUGCUGGCACAGUCGGACCCAUCAUCCUGGAUCCCAUGGCGACUCAUCCGAUGGGUUCUAUCCGCUCAUCCCUGCUACCCCAUUUGACCGAACAAUUGAGGUGGCACAAGACGCUCUCAAGAUUGUACAAAUAUCCUUCGACUGAUAUUGAUACUUUCCACACCAUCGGACGUGGAGCGAGAGGACUGGGUAUCAUGCUACGUGGAGAGAUCAAAAGACGGUAUAAAGGUGCCGAAGAGAUCAAGGUGGAGGAAUUCGGUGUCAAACCGGGUGAAUCAGAUCGAGAGAAGUUGAUACGCAAGGCCGUGGCGUGAGAUCGAUCCAGAGGGCAAUGUUGUACUUCAGGAGCGAGCUGCUCAAUCCCAUGUAUUGUUCAUAGUCAGGUCGUCCAUGUCAAUGUUCCGAUCGGUCGAAUCCGGCUCAUCAGAGCACGUCUAAUAAAAUAAUGUUUCCGGCGGCGGCGGCAAAUGACAAGGAUGACGCAAAUCGAUCG
This is a messenger RNA of Kockovaella imperatae, 1769 nucleotides long. RefSeq lists its product as hypothetical. Gene Ontology annotation, biological process: fatty acid biosynthetic process. Lineage: Eukaryota; Fungi; Basidiomycota; Tremellomycetes; Tremellales; Cuniculitremaceae. The transcript has 8 exons. Gene Ontology annotation, molecular function: [acyl-carrier-protein] S-malonyltransferase activity. The record is from RefSeq and is a predicted model, not a curated record. The coding region runs from base 142 to 1590 and encodes 482 amino acids. Gene Ontology annotation, cellular component: mitochondrion.